AUGGAGAGUCGCUCUGAGGCUACAAUGGGCCCAACUUCGAUUCCAGCUGGUAUUCAUAAGCAAGGAAGCUCGGCGAUUGAUCGCAUGGUUGCAACAGAUCCACAGGUGGAUAUUGCACGCGAAAAGGAGCGUCAGGCAGAAGCUCAACCUGACCGAGAACCCGUAUCCGGAUUGGGACUUGUUAGCAGUGAGGGUGUUGAUGAUGGCGGAAGAGGGGCUCGAAGCCGGCAUGACUAUUCAAAUUCCUCAAGGCGAAAAGAGACAACGUUUGGUGACUAUGUCCUCGGUCAAACCAUUGGCGAAGGUGAGUUUGGAAAAGUUAGACUCGGCUGGAAAAAAGACGGUAGCGUGCAAGUUGCGAUCAAGUUGCUGCGAAGGGAGAGUCUCGGAAACAACCCGAGUCGCCUCCCGAAAAUCUAUCGCGAAAUCUCGAUUUUGAAAGAACUCUCACAUCCAAAUAUUGUGCGACUACACGAGAUGGCUGAGACAGACCGACAUAUUUGGCAUUGUUUUGGAGUAUGCGUCUGGAGGCGAAUUGUUCGACUACAUCCUCAACCACCGGUAUCUAAAGGACAACCCUGCUCGUCGCCUAUUUGCCCAACUAGUUUCCGGCGUAGGCUAUUUGCACAAGAAGGGAAUUGUUCACCGCGAUCUCAAGCUGGAGAACUUAAUGCUCGAUCGCACGGGAUAUCAUCAUCACCGAUUUUGGAUUCGCAAACACGUUCGACCCGUCCGAUGAACUGGGGAGUUCGUGAGGAGGAUGAAACUACACCGGCCCAAUGCGAAGGGCCUUAG
Paracoccidioides brasiliensis Pb18 is the source of this 795-nucleotide messenger RNA. RefSeq lists its product as uncharacterized. Gene Ontology annotation, molecular function: protein serine/threonine kinase activity; tau-protein kinase activity; ATP binding. Gene Ontology annotation, biological process: microtubule cytoskeleton organization; intracellular signal transduction; protein phosphorylation. The transcript is spliced from 2 exons. The coding region runs from base 1 to 795 and encodes 264 amino acids. The record is from RefSeq and is a predicted model, not a curated record. Gene Ontology annotation, cellular component: cytoplasm.